Molecule: messenger RNA, 1662 nt
Organism: Myripristis murdjan (pinecone soldierfish)
Lineage: Eukaryota; Metazoa; Chordata; Actinopteri; Holocentriformes; Holocentridae
Gene: tmem44
Product: transmembrane protein 44
Exons: 10
Coding region: 232-1578 (448 amino acids)
Cellular component (GO): membrane
Molecular function (GO): basic amino acid transmembrane transporter activity
Source: RefSeq, a predicted model, not a curated record
UUCAGGUGUAAAAGUAUGCUCAACUUUUUUCAUGUUCUCAAAUUUGUUUUGAAGCAACACAAUGGAGCUUAAAAAAAUCUGUCGGGAGGACAGGUGAGCUCCUCCCUCCUCACGCCGGCUCACCUGUGCCACAGACGCACAGGUGGCUCCUGUGUUCGGCUGCGCGCUCGGCUAUGUGCUUCAUUGACUGGUUUUAUUGUUAUCGGCACGGAAUGUAGACGUCUGUGAAAGAUGGAGGGACGCACUGUGAUGUCGGCUGGGCAGAUCCGAGGCAGCAGCAACACUUCCCUCUCUGGUUUAAUUGCUUUUUGCAUCGACUCGGCCACCGCGUGUUUGUCCCCCGACGCGGACAAACUUUGCGUCCCCGUCGACCUCAGCGCUCUUUCUGCGCUGCUCUUAUUGCUGUCAUGUCUUGUGCUAAUGUAUCAGAGGUGCAGAUACUGUGGAGAGCAGCCAGGAGAAGCGGCGAUCUGUCUCUACUGCCUCCUCGGGAACCUGUGCAGCACUGUCGGGGCCCUUCUGUCCAGGCAGCUGGCUCUUCAGGUUGUGAUGAGUGCUUUUGCUGCUGCUGUGGAUGUUGUGAAUUUCAUUUCCAUCCUCCUCCCACUUUGCCUGUGCUGGAACUCUAAAGCAGAGAGGAUGCGCAGGGUGAUGAGGAGGCGGAGGAGGCAGCACCUCCUUGCAGUGUGUGUGCUGAUAGUGCUGGGGAGGGGGCUCCUCACUCUCAGGGUGGACCACAGCCCAUCAGACGGGCCGCUCACUGGGAGGAGACUGCUGCAUGCCCCGCUCCAAGACAACAUUGAAGUUCUGGGUUACACACUUGGCCUGCUUUCCUUUGUCAUAGCCUGCACCUCCAAGUUCCCUGCACUCUCCAGAGCACGUAGAGGAGAGAUGGUGACAAGUUCUCCUGUGAUGUGUGGAGUGCUGUGUUUUGCAGCUGGUGUCCUCUAUGCCUCCGCCAUACUGCUCUACAGCACUCAGUUUGACUUUGUGCUAAGGGUCCUGCCUUGGCUGCUGUCGGCAAUAUGCUGCGCCACGUUGGAACUUCUUAUUCUAGUCACCUAUUGGUGCAGGAGAGGAAGCAGGCAGCAUCCUUCGAGGCUUUCACCUGACACAGAGAGCCUCUUAUGCAAACACAGCCCUGCCAUGAAGAGAGAGACACAACAGCUAAGAAAUACCAAGAAAAUGAUUGAGAUGGGUCAUUACAUGGAUGUCAAUGUUCAGCGUGCAAGAAAAGUAUGUCUGAAGGAGGUGACGGUGACCAGGGAGGGGGCAUUGGAGAACCAGCCUCUGAAGAGGACAGUGCGAGUGGUCAGGGUGGACGGCAUCUCUUCAGAUUCCUCCUGUGACUCCUCCUCAGUCACCUCUGAUCUGGAGUGGGAUUUCGAGGAGGCAAAUGCAGAGUGGAGCGAAGCGUCUGCCAAACAAGAGAAAGGGGACGAGUUUCCCCUGCAGGAGUGGCCAGAGAACCCCAAACCCUUUGGCAUCUGCUCUUCUGGCAUGUCUCAGCUCCCAGGAGAGAUGACUGUGCCUGGUGAAGUGGGCAGCUGUGGCUCUGUUACAGACAUGGCUCAGUGACAAAGAAAUCUCAUUUUUGUAAAGCGAUAUUGUGUUUGUGAUCCAUGCUUGAAUUUGAAAGGUAAUAAAAACUACAAACACUUA